Molecule: messenger RNA, 978 nt
Organism: Thlaspi arvense
Lineage: Eukaryota; Viridiplantae; Streptophyta; Magnoliopsida; Brassicales; Brassicaceae
Source: the annotation of a GenBank genome assembly
CUGAAACAAAUUUUCUUAAAAUUGAAUUUAUCAAUCAAAGAUCAUACUCUGAACGCUUUAUCUACUAAAAAUAUACCUUUGAAGAAAGAAAAAAAGCAAUCCAAACAAUGUACCCUUCAUCAUCUGUAUCAAAAUGCCUCAUCCUUGUGCUUACAACUGCUUUUUAUAAGCAGUGUUUCGUCCUUGAACAUGACCAAUGCGUACGUCAACCACAAAUGCUUCGCUAGUCAAGGGAAAUACAAGCCUGGAAGUAAGUACGAGAAAGACCUCAAAGAUAUCAUCAAAUCCAUACCUUUGACCAGUAACUUUAGCACCGGCUACGAAAUGAUGUCUCUUGGUAAAGGUCCUAGCUACGUCUCUGCCGUCCUCCAGUGCCGCGGCGACUCCUACGGGCCCAGAUGCCGCUCUUGCUAUGACACCGCCCUCUCUGAGCUUCAAAGGAGAUGUCCGAGAUUCAAAGGAGGGAUAAUAUGGUACGACCAAUGUCUUCUCGAGAUUUCUGCCAUCGAUACUAUAGGACAGGUCGACUACAACAACAAUUUAUGUGUGGCUAGCGCUAAGAACGUGACCGGCGAUAAAGAUAUGAUCCAGGACAAGUGGGUAUCUCUUGUCAGCAAUCUAACAGGUAUAGCCAUCAAUGAAAAAAACUUAUAUCAGGGCAGACCGGCGCUGUACGCUGCUGGGGAGACGAGGCUUGGGACGAAGGAGACGAUGUUCGCAAUGGUGCAGUGUACGAAAGACUUAUCGGUUACUGGUUGUCAGGUGUGUGUAGGAUCUAUUCUCGUGGGUUUUCAAGAUUGCUGGCGCGGUAAACGGGGAAUGAGAGUUUUGGGUAGGAGCUGUAAUUUUAGGUUUGAGCUUUACCCUUUUAUUAAUAGCAAGGCCAGUCCGAAGUAUUUGGAGACCUAAGUCAAUAAUAACUGUGGUUUUCUUGAUUUUCUUUUAUAAACUUGUAAAUUUUAUUUGAUCUUUAUUAUA